AUGCGCGGUCUCCUCUCAAUCAUCUCCGUCGUGACUGUCUUGAUCAACCACGUCGGGGUUCAUGCACUCCCUACAAGGCAAGGAAUUCCCCAAGAACUGUUCGAUGACCUUACUUACUACUUCAAGUACGCAUCCUCGGCGUACAGUAGCGACUCGUGUGAUAGGCCAAACCAUAACACCAUGGUCGCACAAUUCAACGACUUUAUUACCGACACUCAGGGUUUUGUUGCUCGCGAUGACACGCGCAAAGAAAUUGUGGUCGCUCUGAGAGGCAGCACAUCUCCAACGGACUUCGUGGUUGAUGCUAGCCUAACGCUCGAGAUGUUUCAAGUCCCUGGUACUUUCCCUCCGAUUGGCACCACCGUUCACUCUGGUUUUCAGAACGCAUGGAACUCUGUCGCGUCCCAGGUCAUCUCUUCUGUCCGGUCGCAACUCGUUUCUCACCCUGGAUACACAAUCGUCACUUCUGGGCACUCCCUCGGCGCAGCGUUAUCGUCUCUCGCAGGUAUAACACUACAGCAGAACUUCCCAUUUUCGCCUAUUCGAAUGUACACGUAUGGCCAACCGCGCACGGGGAAUGAUAAAUACGCAUCAUGGGUCAACGAUAAAUUUGGCCACAACGGAUACCGAGAUGAUGGAAUCCCGAACGUGGUUCCGACAGUUCUUGGGUACCGUCAUCAUGGCAUGGAGUACUGGAUGAAGUCGGAUCCGCCAUCACCAUCGACCGUGCUAGUAUGCGCCGCGGACGGUGAAGAUCCAACGUGCUCAGCGACGGUAUUGAGCCAGGGCAUCAACGCGGCGCACGUUUCGGUGAACACUCAGCAAAAUUAUUCAUCGUCAUAG
Messenger RNA from Heterobasidion irregulare TC 32-1, 843 nucleotides. RefSeq names its product Lipase, class 3. Gene Ontology annotation, biological process: lipid metabolic process. NCBI's taxonomy places the organism in Eukaryota, Fungi, Basidiomycota, Agaricomycetes, Russulales, Bondarzewiaceae. The transcript is spliced from 10 exons. The record is from RefSeq and is a predicted model, not a curated record. Bases 1 to 843 code for a protein of 280 amino acids.